CGGUUAUCACGUGGCAUAUCUUGGGAUUACGCAAUUUUGUGUGUGAUUCGUAAACAAUGAUCAUCAUAAAUGCCUGUUCACGAUCGCCGUACUCGUAAUUUAGUUGGACUAUUCUGGCUUUUACUAGCUGUAGUCGUGGUAGAAAUCUGCCUGUUCAGUGUCUGUUUCAUGUGGACUCUAACACCAGCCAAGUUCCAAGCGCAACUGCCACCAAAACAACUUGAGCAAACAUUGGCCGAUUCCAUUACACGUAGUGACAACAUGCAUCGGACAGUGGUCGCAUCGCUCGCCUUGGUUCUAGGCGCCUUGAUCAGCCAGGGUACCGCUCAGGCCCCGAUCCCGCUUCGACCGCCCGGCUUCUUCUACAGCACUGGGUCAUGUGAUGCUCCUAUACAACUCGAAUCCUUUCUAGACCUUAUAUGCCCCGACUCGAAAGCUGCUUGGCGUACAUAUCAGAAAGUUGCAGAUUAUUAUGGACCAGACACAGUGAGAUUUUCAGCUUUGAUGUUUCCCUUGCCUUAUCAUCGAGCUGCAAUGGCUGCUGCACAGGGAGCCUUUGUAGCAGACAUGCUGGACUCAAACAAGACGUACAGCUGGUUGAACACAGCCUUCGAUAAGCAGGCAGCACUCUCUGAUGCUAACAUCUCUGAACAACCUGAUAGCUAUAUUUUAAAAGUUCUUUCUGAGUGGGCGUCAGAUGUUGGCUAUUCAAAGGCUCAAUUCAUGAUGCACCUGUCUCGUAGUGAUCCAACGCAAUCUCUAGCUAGGGUGGAGUUCAAAUAUGGUGCAACACGUGGUGUGUUCCAGACCCCACAGACCUUCAUCAAUGGUGCUGUCGUCUCUUCCGAACCUAGAUGGACGCUCAGUGACUGGAAGCAAGUCAUAGAUCCUCUUCUGGCUAAAAACAAAUAUUUCUUCAGACAACACUGAGCAUUAUCCCAAGAAUCACUUGAAGGGUAGUAUACACCUAGAUUGUUUUUGAAAAUAUUGUUUGCAUUAAUGAUUUGAUUAUUUAUUUAUUUAUGAUUUUUCAUGCGUAGUGUGUAUUGAUAAUAUAAUGCUCACUCAGAUAGGAUGCAGUAGACUGGUGCUUUUAUUACAUCCUGUUUGUAAAUGGCAACUGCACGCAGCAAAGGUCAUACAUGCAUGUUCAUCAAGCAUGUUCAUCAAGUUCAUCAUGUUCCUCAAGAUACAUUACCGGUAUGUGAAGCAUAUCACACUUACAUCAUUGAAAUAAAAAUGCCAAAGUUUACCGUGUCAGAUCUGUAUGAGGUUUUGGAAUUCGGAAUGAAAGGUACCGCGCUAAUGUGUGCUUAUUAAUCAAGCAAAAUAAAUUGGGAUGUAAAACUUAAACUUUCUUUUUAACAAGGGACCACAUCUGGCCAAUUAGCAGUUUUCUUUUGUGUAGGUCUGGGAUCGAACAAGCUAGAUCUGGCAUAUUCAACAUAUGUAAUGAAUUGAAGUCUGGUGCAUGCUUACAGGUAAAGACCAGUUUUGGAAACGUCCCCCUCCCCAAAACAUCAAAUGGAAGCUCUUAUUACCAAUCAUGUGAAAGAAUAUUUAGACUAAUACGUG
Molecule: messenger RNA, 1575 nt
Organism: Strongylocentrotus purpuratus (purple sea urchin)
Lineage: Eukaryota; Metazoa; Echinodermata; Echinoidea; Camarodonta; Strongylocentrotidae
Exons: 4
Coding region: 70-930 (286 amino acids)
Source: RefSeq, a predicted model, not a curated record